Ceratina calcarata is the source of this 912-nucleotide messenger RNA. Its product is annotated as piggyBac transposable element-derived protein 4. The transcript has 2 exons. The record is from RefSeq and is a predicted model, not a curated record. Bases 1 to 912 code for a protein of 303 amino acids. Lineage: Eukaryota; Metazoa; Arthropoda; Insecta; Hymenoptera; Apidae.
AUGACACGCAACAAGAAGUUGUCCUUAGGGGAAUACUGGAGUAGAGACAAACUCCUGCGUAGUGAUAUUUUUGGAGAGAUUAUGCCUAGAGAUCGCUAUUUUAAAUUGUUAUCUAUGCUACAUUUCAACCAAAAUAUCACAUCUACCAAUGAUAAAUUAUAUAAAAUAAGGAACGUGAUUGAUAUGCUCCGAAAAAAUUUCAGUAAAUCAUUUUAUCCGUACCAAAAAUUAUGCAUCGAUGAAAGUUUACUUCUAUAUAAAGGGCGGCUUUCAUUCAAACAAUACAUUCCUUCAAAAAGAAGUAGAUUUGGGAUAAAAUCAUUUAUUCUUUGUGAUUGUCGAACUGGUUAUAUACAGGAUCUUAUUGUUUAUGCCGGAUCAUCGACUAUGAUCAACAGCCAAAAUAAGAAAAUCGGAAAAUCGGGAGCGAUAGUAGAAGCACUAAUGGCGCCCUAUCUUGGAAAAGGACAUACAGUUUUCCUAGAUAAUUGGUAUUCAAACAUGGUGCUAAGCACUAUAAAUUCGACACGGAAAUCUCUAAAAUGGUACCGUAAAUAUUUUUUUCAUUUGCUGGACAUAUGCGUGUGGAAUGCAUAUUGUCUUUAUAAGCAUAACACGCGAAAACCGAUAUCUAUGGCCAAAUUUCACUUGAAUUUAAUCCGACAAAUACUGCAAAAGUAUCGUAUGAAUAUGUCUUAUCAUCAUCAAAAAAGCAAGAACAAUCCAUUAAGACUAAUAGAACGGCAUUUUCCAUCACUAUAUAAACCACAAAGAAAAAACCGAAAUAGAAGGUGCGUCGUCUGCACGGCAAAUGAUAAAAGACGCGAGUCUCGAUAUGAGUGUAAAGAUUGUAAUGUUGGUCUCUGCGUGGAACCUUGCUUUAGAAUUUAUCACACUGAGUUACAAUACUAA